GAGGACAGCGCGAGGCGGACGGUCCAAUUGAGUUGCUCGUCAGGAGUGUACAGUCACGGAAAAAGCGCUAACAGUGACUGCACGAGGCAGGUGUGGAGCACGUGCUCCAUAUGUGUUUGGGUGGAAUUAAGUAGACAUCAUGUCUGGACAUCCAGAUCCUCGUGGCCAAGAGGAUGGAGCUCCAGGCACGGUUUGGGAAGCCCUGCGCUAGGAGAUGGUGCUGUGGACUGAGCAACAAGGGAGAGAAAAUCCAGAUCACGGUCACGCUGACCAACGAACUGCCUCCAUCCUCGCCCGUGUGCCUGCAGUUCUACAACAUUGUCUUCAAGAGGAUUCUGAAGAUUCUAAACAUGCAGCAGAUCGGCUGUCAUUACUACAACCCCGGGGACCCCCUGAAUAUCCCUCAGCACAAGUUGUCCAUCUGGCCUGGCUUUGUGACCAGCAUCCUGCAGUACGAGUCCGGCAUCAUGCUGUGUGAUGUGACCCAUAAGGUUUUGCGCAGCGAGACUGUUCUCGACUUCAUGGGCAAACUGAGACAUCAGUGUGGAGACCAGCGCUUUGUUGACAUCUGCACCAAGGAUCCUACAGGGAGCGAGAGCAGUAAGGGGGACCACAGAACACACAGAGAAAACAGAACUGUGGUUGUGAUCCUGUCAACCAACCGUAAGGAUAAAUACGAUUGCGUGAAGUACCUGUGUGUGGACUGUCCCACUCCAAGCCAGUGUGUGGUGGCUCGCACCCUCAGCAGACCUCCGACCCUCAUGACCAUAGCCACAAAGAUCGCCUUGCAGAUGAACUGCAAGAUGGGAGGAGAGCUGUGGAGCGUCGCGAUCCCGGUACGGUUCUCUGCGCUGAAGGCCUUCUAAAACUACUACAAAUGUUUGCCAUCACGCAUCGUGGUGUACCGAGACGGCGUGGGCGACGGCAUGCUGUUGCACGUCAACUACGAAGUGCCUCAGUUCAUGCAGUCCAUCAAGGCCAUGGGCGAAGAUUACGUGUGAAACUUAAAACAUCUCGGCUCAGGCACACGCACCCUCACCUCAGCCAGCAUGCGCCUGGUCCAGUUCCGCCGACGGGGAGCCGAGUGAAGUGCGAGGGUCGGUGUGGAGAGCGCGAACGGCGUCGUCGACCUGAAGGCGUUUGAUCAGACCGUGCCGUCCACCAUGAGGGAGUUCUUGGAGCUGGGAGAGAAAGGCAUAGAGUGUGCUCAGAGGUGGGGCAGACUUCAUGGACUCACUUACAUGUAAUCUUUUGGCUGAUAUCCAAAACUGAGAAUUCAGUCCUUAAGGUUUAGAUCAAGUUUAGCUGACUAAAUUUGGUCUAUAACGAACAACUAAAUGACUAAAACAUGAUAAAACGUUGUCCUGUUGUCUAAAGAUCAAUAUUAGCUGUUAAAAUUGACCUCCAGUAAUCAAUAUCAGUUGGCCUACAAAAUGUUCUUGGCAUUGGUGGAAGUCAUGCUUUUAAAACACUGGUAAUGUCUCUAAACCCACAGUGAGCCACUAGAGGGAGCUAUUCGCUCACAGGAAAUGGGUUAUUUGUGUAAAACAACUUUUGGCAGCAUACAACUUAUGAUUUGUUGACGAACAGGUGAAAAUUUUACAGCAAAGUGUAAAAUCUGCUUCUGGUUAAAAGUCUCGACUUAAGUCUCAUAUGUAGUUUUUAUAUUUAUUUAU
Molecule: messenger RNA, 1676 nt
Organism: Ictalurus punctatus (channel catfish)
Lineage: Eukaryota; Metazoa; Chordata; Actinopteri; Siluriformes; Ictaluridae
Gene: piwil1
Product: piwi-like RNA-mediated gene silencing 1
Biological process (GO): regulatory ncRNA-mediated gene silencing
Cellular component (GO): P granule
Molecular function (GO): piRNA binding; protein binding
Source: RefSeq, a predicted model, not a curated record